This is a messenger RNA of Chroicocephalus ridibundus (black-headed gull), 3280 nucleotides long. RefSeq names its product chromosome 1 C13orf42 homolog (gene C1H13orf42). The record is from RefSeq and is a predicted model, not a curated record. Bases 1 to 804 code for a protein of 267 amino acids. The transcript is spliced from 3 exons. NCBI's taxonomy places the organism in Eukaryota, Metazoa, Chordata, Aves, Charadriiformes, Laridae.
AUGUUCAAAAAGAUCCAUUCUAUAUUUCACCCUAACUCCCACCGAAGAAAUGUGACAGAUGACAUCCCUUACUGUGAUGGCGCAGGUUCUGCAGUGAGAUUGAUCCGCAGCACUUCUAUGUACGUCCUUGGAGGUGAGCAGGAAAAAGUUAGUGAACCACUAAAAAAAUGCAAAAGUACAACCAGCAUCGACUCUUGUUUCCAGCCAAAAGAGGAGGACAGAGACUGGAUGUACUCUAAGACUCAGGACUGCUUGAAGUACUUACAGGAUCUGUUAGCCUUGAGGAAAAAAUAUCUUGACAACAUCAAUAACUUGAAAUCGAUGCAUAUGGCUGCAGAUUCCCCAAUGUCCACAAAAUCAUCCAAAACUGGAAAGAAGUCAUUUCUUCCACUUCCUUCCAAAGAGUCUUCUAAGGCAUCCAUGGAGAGAAAAGGCCCACAGUCCAGUUCAGACGUAAGAGAAGCAAUAGCUUACUUCGACUCAAUUAUUGCGGACCUGGAUUCAGAGAGGUGGCGGAGAGUUCCUGAUGUGGAUCUGCCAAAUGUGGAUGUUGAUUUUGAUGUUGCUACCAGCACAAGUGAACACAGUUUGCAUUCAAACUGGAUCCUUCGUGCUCCCCGGAGAUACUCACAAGACACUGCCCAAUCAGCAAAGGCUGCAAACCAGUCUCAAAGAAACAGCCAGCGGAGAACCACUGGCUCUAGGAAGAGGUUGGAAAGACAUCCCAUGUACUUGCCCAAAGCUGUGGAAGGGGCAUAUAGCACUUUAAAAUUUAAGCCCAAAACACGUAAGAAAGAAUAUUGAAGGAAUAUUCCCUCUUCAGCUGAAGACAGGAUGUAUGAAAUAAGGAAUGUAAGACUUGCUUUUUUUUUUACCUCUGACCCAUCUGUCACACUCUGGAAAUGACAUGUGCAGUCACUGAAGGUUCUUUGUGUCGGACAUAUUUUGAGCCAUGGCUAUUCCAAUGUUGGACUCUUAACUCAUCGAGUUCAUUGUGCCUAACAAUACUGCUUUGUCAUUCAGCUUGGGGGGGAACUCCAACUUGACAAGCCUUUCUUCUAGUGCUGUUAUUGAAAGCAAUGAUUCAGAUAUUGCCUGGUGCAGUAAUUUUUCUUCUGACUCCAGCACUACAAAGUAAUUCGGGCUGUUCAGCUAAUACGGUGGAGCUCUUUGCACCAGUGCUUCAACUUGGGAGCAGUGAAACAGAAUUUUCUCCUUUUUUUGGUUGUGAAAAUUUGUGUGUGCCAUCACUGUCACUGUGAUCUGAGAGUAAACAGCAGCACUGAGGUACAAGCAGGCUGCGGUACAAGCACAUAAAGCCGCAAUGAAGGAAUCAGCAUUAGAAACCUCUGUUUUGAGGAAUUGCUCCAGUGUGUUUUGAAAAAACAAACUUAUCUUGUACUCUGCUUGCUAAUGGGAAUGGUUCUGUUCUGGGAUACAACAUCAAGGGACUCACUGAAUGCAAAAACGUAUCCAAUUUUUUUUAUAUGGUUAUACCGCCUGCUAGUUUUCAUCUAUUUUAACACCCAGUUGCCGAAUCUAGACAUCCCAGUGUACAUUAGGAAAGCUUAAUGUAUUGGAGUAGAACGCGUCAUGAAUGAAUUGGAGCAAAGGUUGUUCUCAAGGGCAGAAGGCAAUUAGCAGACAAAUCCACUGCAUCAGCAUUAGAUUAUACCUAGUAUUUGGAAUUCUGCUACUUCAUUGUUAAAGACUACAUAUUACAAAGAACAGAGCCUAGAAGCGCUCUUAGAGGUGAUAUGCUUUCCAGGUGAUACUUGGAAUGGCUAAGACCCAUACUCUGACUGUUUCCCACUUGCACAGCAACGUAAAAGUGCAUAGAAAGUGACAAGAAGCUAGCACCCUGUGGAAAUACUAGCCUAUGGCCCUUCAGAUAGGGCAAUAUAAUUUUGUGUCACAGCCAUCAGUCUGAGUCACAUCUCCCAGCUCAUGCUGUGUCUUAAGAAUUUGCGAAGAUGUUUGGGAUCAAGCCUUUGCUUUCUCUGAUUGUUUUCAUCUGGUGUUCCAUCAGUGGUUCACCGUGAUAGGUGGAUCACGGAAGCACCGGUAUAACCAGCUGGUGAUUCACUGGUGGUUUCUCGUUUCUGUGUUCAGUAGUUUUUGUGUCCACAGGCUUGGAUAAAUUUCCUAAGGCACUGGCCAUCAGUAUAACCCGUCUGAUAUAUCAUAACCUCCAUGAGCCUUGUGCCCACGACACAGAACAUUUGACGGGCGGCAAUUCUUGCUGAUUUGUGUUCCUAGUCUUUGGGACUGAGUUAUUCAACCACCAUUUAUGUCACGAGGUGGAAGUACCUCUCUCAGAUCUCACUGAUCCAGGACACUCUGUCAUGAGAUAGGAGAGUGCCAAAACCCCCAUAUGUUCCUCCAUUCAGAGCUGGCAUCUCCUGUUUGAUUAAAACAUUUUGUUUCUUUUUCUAGUGGUGUUCCUGAAGGGGAGGGAAGAAUUGUUUCUGUAGCACUUUAAUUCUGGAGGUGCUUUGCCACUCUUCGUCUCGGCUGUAUCCUCUUGAAAAUGACCAGUUUAACUGACAUCAUUGGUACAUCUUCCUGAAGAGUUUAAAUUAAGGUCUAGGUUUUGCUUCCCUGCUGUUGGUGCUUCUCACAAUUAAUCUGUAUUCUGUAUACAGACAGUGUUGCUGCCUUUGUACCUCCGCAGUCCUGUCCUGACUGGCCUGAACUGAACAUCCUAUCUUUAAAACUGCUCUGCCUUUGACUUAUCAUCAUUUAAGGCCAAAACCUGCACAUUUUUGGCAACUGUGUCACCUUGAAACCCCUCUCCAAGCAGAAUCUCACACUGAAGUUGCCGAGGAACAUUUUUCCUGAUUGUGUGGUCACCUUUUUACUACUAGAACCUGCAACAUGGAUGGAUGCUGGCAGAAAACCUCACCGUCUUUUUCAGUUACUAUACCAGAAUUAGGCUUGUGCAUAAUUAAAAUACUGAUGAAAGAAGAAGAAAAGAAUUCCAACGGUGUUCUACCCUGGGCUGUGCUUCACGUUCAUAGUGCCAAGGUUUUACUUAUUGGAGUAAUUGAGCUUUUUGCUGUUGUUUUGAGCAUGCACCGUGAUGUGCAGAACCAGACUGCUUCAGCAUGUUUGACCUUCCCUGUGACUUCUUGUCUGUCCUUGUAAAAUGGAGAUACCUCUGGUCAUCUGCUGUGACAGAGGGUAAGGGUCCCCCUGCUGUCCAGCACACAAACUCCAAUGUGAAAUAUGUGCUUGCUUUUAUGAGUAAGAGACAGAGGUUGGAAAAAAAGCUUUGUAA